AUGGCGGCCAAGCGCGUGGUGUACAAGCUAUCGCCUGGUCUGAGUCACAUGCUGGGCAAGAGUGAGCUCACACGUCCAGCUGCGAUCAAAGAGUUUUGGGCCUACGUGAAGCAGCACGAGCUGCAGGACCCGAACGACGGACGGAUGAUCCAUUCCAACCACGAGAUGAAGUCGGUGUUUCGAGUCGACCAGAUUGGCUUGACGCAAGUCAUGGGGCUCAUCUCGAAGCACCUGGAGAAAAAACCUGACCAGCCAAAGCAGAUGUGA
This is a messenger RNA of Hyaloperonospora brassicae, 267 nucleotides long. Lineage: Eukaryota; Oomycota; Peronosporomycetes; Peronosporales; Peronosporaceae. The record is from the annotation of a GenBank genome assembly.